AUCUCUCCCAUUUUAUUUUUAUUCUUUUGCCAGUCAAGCUUUUAUCUUUGAUAAAUUUAAUAUUAAAAAAAAGAAAAAAAAGUUUUGUAAUGAGAAAAAAGGGAAAACUCCACUAGCUGGUUUAUAUUGAAAACCGUUUUUGAUGAUAAAAAACCAGAUUAAAGUAGAAGCCAACUGGUUUUUCUUGCAUGAGAGCUUCUAAUGGCUGCUUGCUGUUCCAUGGACAAGCUAUUAAGUAUCAGUGAACGAUGAUGGUUUUGAGGAUAGGUGGGAAACAGUAUGUGUCACGAGCAACAAGAAGCAAGGAACGGAGUAGUGAGUGAGGGGCAAGGUUUAGGUUCAUCUGAGGAAGAUGAGUCAAGGGUUGUUGAGAGAACUGUAAAUGUAAACAAUGGGUCCUUGGGAGCAAUUGAGGCAUGUGAUGGAUUGCAAAUACCUCAACAACAACCUCAAGGUUCCAUGGUACUUUGGGAGAGGUUCCUCCCUAUUCGGUCCCUCAAAGUUCUCCUUGUGGAAAAUGAUGACUCAACACGCCAUGUUGUGAGUGCAUUACUACGGAAUUGCAGUUAUGAAGUUACGGCUGUUGCAAAUGAUCUUCAAGCGUGGAAAGUCCUAGAAGAUCUGACGAACCACGUUGAUAUUGUCCUGACAGAGGUAGCCAUGCCUGUUUUAUCAGGAAUUGGUCUUUUAUACAAGAUUAUGAACCACAAAACUUUCAAGAACAUCCCUGUGAUAAUGAUGUCAUCUCAUGAUUCUAUCAGCCUAGUCUUUAAAUGUUUGUCAAAGGGUGCAGUUGAUUUUUUAGUAAAACCUAUUCGGAAGAAUGAACUUAAAAAUCUCUGGCAGCAUGUUUGGAGGAGAUGCCACAGUUCUAGCGGCAGUGGGAGUGAAAGUGGAACCCAGUCAAAAAGGUAUAUUAAGUCAAAAAGUAAUGAUGAGUCUGAGAAUUAUGCUGGCAGCAGUGAUGAGCAUGAUAACAAGAGUGAUGAUCUGAUUGUCCAUGAUGGAAGCGAAAAUGGGAGUGGCACUCAGGGUUCAUGGACAAAAAGGGCAGCUGAAGCUGAGAGCUCUCAGCCAAUGUCAUCCUCAAAUCAAUUGCCUGAUGCUCCUGAUAGCACUUGCGCUCAGGUGGUCCAUUUAAAGCCUGAAAAAUGUAGGAUUCAGUGGGUAUGUGUUACCAAGGCAAAAGAAUGCCAAGAACAGCAUCAGUUAGUUGAUGAUGAUGCAGAGGGCAAGGACGUGGAACUAAGAGUUAAAAGAAAUCCAGAACUGCAAAGUGGACAUCAACAUGAAAAUCUACCUACUCAUCAGGAAAGCAUAAAGCAGAAUGGAUUGCCUGAAGCAGAAUGCAAGCAAUUUGACAGCAGACAGUUGGAGCACCAGAAUGAGAACAUAGCUGGCAAGGAUCGAACCCCUAAUGUAAUUAGUACAAUUUCCAGCUGUCUCAAUCAACAAGCUGAAAGCAGAGAUUCUGAUGCCCCCAAUGGCCCUUCUUAUAUCCCAGAAGUCAAAGAUGGAACAUGCCAUGGGUCUGGAGAAACACCAUCACUUGAACUGACUCUUAAGAGGCUACAAGGAGCAGCAGAUAGUCAAAUCGCUGCCAAUGAUGAGCACAAUGUUUUGAGACAUUCUGAUUCGUCAGCUUUCUCAAAAUACAGUACCGCAUCCUCUGCUAAUCAGGUUCCCACAGGAAAUGUAGGAAGCUGUUCUCCACUUGAUAAUAGUUCUAUUACAAUGAAGACAGAAACAGUGCGCACUUUUGCAUCUCAAUCAAAUGGGAUUCUUUUGAAUCAGCCAUCAAUUGGAAGCAGCAACAAAAAUGAUGUUAUCACCGCUGCUAAAUGUGCCAGCUCAAAGCCAGAAGCUUUGAAUGACAAGUGCGGGGCCAUGUCAGCAUUUAAACACUCUCACUCAUCUUCCUUCCAACCAAUGCAGAAUGGUCAUAUUUGUUCAUCACAUGACGUGUUAACCGAGAAGGCAGAUGAUACUGGAUUUAAAACUGCUCAUUCACAAUCGAGAAGUUCAAACCAGGUGUUUCACGUGCAGCACCAAUGUCAUCUCCACCAAGUUGAGAAAGAGCAGCAUCAGUUGCAGCCAGACCAUGAUACCUCACUGAAGAUUAUGGCUGUAACUGCUCCACAAUGUGGAUCAUUCAAUGUGUUUGAAGGGCCCUCUGAAUGUAAUAUUAUGAACUAUAGUGUAAAUGGGAGUGCCUCGGGGAGUAACUAUGGCAGCAAUGGACCUAAUGGGAGCAGCACUGCUUUAAAUGCUGAACAGGCAAUCAUGGAAAGUGAAAAUGGGGCAGCUGGUGCAAUGAGUGGGAGAAGCAGCGGUAGUGGAGCAGAUGAAGAUAGGGUUGCACAGAGAGUGGCUGCCUUGACCAAAUUCCGUCAGAAAAGGAAAGAAAGAUGUUUUGAGAAGCGGGUCAGAUACCAGAGCAGGAAAAGGCUGGCAGAACAACGACCUCGUGUCAAGGGACAGUUUGUGCGGCAGCUAGUGUCUGAUUCUGAUGGAGGAAAAGAUUGUGUGAGUAAUGGCCUCGCAUCUGAAGACAAUUCUUCUGAUAGUGUAAGAUAACACAGGCAGGGUUGCAGAUUGCUAACUUGACCCUUUUCCCUGCUAAUGCAUAUAAAUAUUUGUAAAUGAGACGAGCACUGGCUGUGUGUUUAGGGAAGGAAUACAUUCCAUAUGGACUGAUGGGUUUUUUUCUCUUUUCCUUUGAUGAGGGGCUAAUAGUAUAUUGCACGAAAACAAACAAUAGAAUUUUAGAACUUAUAUGAAUAGUUUGAACUGUAUGUUAUCAUUGUAAACUAUGAUGAAUUGCUGCAUGGAGACUGAUCUUGGAUGGGAUAAUUUCCUAUUAUUCUUCAUGGAAUUAAGCAGGCGUUGGUGUCUCUGUACUUCAAA
Messenger RNA from Theobroma cacao (cacao), 2907 nucleotides. RefSeq names its product two-component response regulator-like APRR7. Gene Ontology annotation, biological process: phosphorelay signal transduction system; cytokinin-activated signaling pathway. The record is from RefSeq and is a predicted model, not a curated record. Gene Ontology annotation, molecular function: protein binding. Lineage: Eukaryota; Viridiplantae; Streptophyta; Magnoliopsida; Malvales; Malvaceae.